Messenger RNA from Leptopilina boulardi, 2395 nucleotides. It is a transcript of the gene mav, whose product is annotated as protein dbl-1. Lineage: Eukaryota; Metazoa; Arthropoda; Insecta; Hymenoptera; Figitidae. Gene Ontology annotation, molecular function: cytokine activity; growth factor activity. The coding region runs from base 468 to 1853 and encodes 461 amino acids. The record is from RefSeq and is a predicted model, not a curated record. Gene Ontology annotation, cellular component: extracellular region. The transcript has 3 exons. Gene Ontology annotation, biological process: BMP signaling pathway; SMAD protein signal transduction.
GACACGCGGCACUCGAUCGUGCAGGAUCGUCGGUUCUUUCAAAUAUUUAUUAUCAAAAAGUCAUGUGCCGGUAAUCAGUAUACAUCAUUAAAAUAGAGAAAUGAUAAAUAAUCACGAUAUUAGAAAAAAAUCAAUAAAACAAAGAAAUGGAUCAUCGAGUGAUGUUAAUAUUAAGUGCAAUGUCAACUGGCAGUUGAGUAGUAAUAUAAUAAUAGUGUGACCUAGUGUAAUAUUUUUUUUUUUUUUAUUAAAUGAAAAAAGAAUUUCGACAUGUGAUAUAGCACUUUGGAUUAUUAUUUAAUUUUUUUUCUAAAAAAAAAAAAAAAUCAAAAAAUUGAUUUUAGUGCACAUGGGUGGUCGGUUGUUGCGGCUCUUGGGUUCACCAGGGAACGAUUGACCCCUUCCCCCCACGAGUACCUACAUGCACACGAGUACCUGGCCCAGGCCACGAGCUUCUAUAGCUGGCUAUGGGCAAGCACUUAAUAACUCACUUGGAAUCUCGAGAUACCGAUAAGAAAUUCCGCGUUGGGUCCAUUGACGGUUAUAGAGCGAUUAAACAACAAAAACGGUGGCUGAAAAAUCAACAAAAUAAAAGGGGGGGAAAUUUUCUCGUUAGUGACAAAAAAUUGAUACAACAAUCACGUGUAAAAACGAAAAGUAUUUUUAUCAUUAAUUUACUAUUUUUAACGUGGAUGUGUAGUACUAUUGUGACAGGUGUACCAAUGCCUAAGCAAACGAAAAAAAUUAGCAAUUACGAUCAGACUUUCGAGAUGAUCAAUGUGAAUAGUUUUGAUUUUGAAGAUGAGGAGGAUAACGAUAUCCUCGAGCAACGAAGCAAUGUUAAACGUCGUCUUGAGGAAGAAGACCUAGAGACGAUUAGGUCCAGCAUCGUGGAGGGUCUCGGUCUCCAGAGGAUACCUGAUCCAACCAAGGCGAAUAUAAGUCAGACCGAAUAUGAAAGAGCACACAGAGACUACCUUACGAGGAUACAAACGUCCGGACACGAGCGGCGAAAAAGACUUUUCACAUUUUACCCAUCAGAGCAUUCUGGUAAUGGAAGCUGCUGUGGCGGUUUAUUGGAUGACAGACCACUUGAGAGCCUCACCUUUCACCUGAACAUCCCCGACAGGAUUCAUUCCACCGUGGACCAUUCGACUCUCAGGUUCCUCCUCAGUAGCCAAUACAAUCAGAUUCAAAGUCUGAACAUUCUAAUUUACGAGUCACUCCAAAGUGGAGCCGCUCGACGAUUAAUUUCAAAACGCAAGUUACUGAAUCAAAAUCAACCUCAGGCAUCGCAAUGGAUCGAAUUCGAUUUAACUGAUGCUGUAUUAUCAACAUUGAACGAGGAGAAUCAUCAUUUAAUUUUACAAUUGGAAUUUCAACAACAAAAUGGAAUACCAAUUGAAUAUAUAAUUUUUUCACCUGUUCUCAAUAUAUUUACAACAACAUAUAAUAGUCGAACAAUAAGAAAUAAACGUGGAGCACACGAUCAAUUGAUCUCAUUGCAUAAGGGUCGUCGUACCGAAUGUCGUGGUGAUAAUAAAAAAUGUUGUCGACAUCAAAUGACAGUUAUUUUUAAAGAUUUAAAAGGUUUUGAAUUUAUCAUUCAACCAAAAACAUUUGACGCUGGCUAUUGUAAGGGUAGAUGUCCACCACGUUAUAAUCCAGCGCAUCAUCAUGCUCUAUUGCAAAGUCUCAUUUGGAAGGAGGACAGAAGAAAAGCACCACGACCAUGUUGUGCACCAAGUAAACUCGCCGAACUUGAAAUUCUCUAUUUUGAUGAAAAUGAUCCGACAAAAUUAAAAAUCUCCAAUUGGAAGAAUAUGAAAGUUCUUGAGUGCGCGUGCUCUUGAGGAGACGCGAUUACUCUUUUUUUUCUGUUUUUACUAACUAUAUAGUGUCUAUUAUCAAGUCGCACCAAAGAAAUAAUAAUUUGUCGCGAGAAUUUUGCAUUUCGAAAAAGAGAGAGAGAGAGAGAGAGAGAGAGAUAUUUAAAAUAUCGAACAAUGCCUUUUUCGGCAAAAGAAGAUCUUAAAAUAAUAUUUUAUUUGUAAAAACACACGAAAUAUGUUUUUUACAUAUAAACAUUGUAACAAAAUGUGUCUUUAUCGACAAAAGUGUCAGAGAAAUAAAUUUUAUGUGAUAUACUAAACAACUUCCACAUAAACUAAAUUUUGAAAUUUUAAAAAACGUUUUCAAUUGACAAGAAUUUUAAUAUUGAUGUACGAAUAAUUUCAAUUGAAUUUAAAAAAAAUUCAAAUACUAGAAAACGAUAAUAUUUAAUAUUGCAAACUAUAAUUAAAAAUUUAAACAUAUUUCUAUUGAAAAUAAUAAUGAAAACCAAUUUUAUAUCCCCAAUCAUUUGAUUAUAGAAAUCAGAUUUUAUAAAUUUUGA